AUGGCGGACCCGUCGACGGUUCUAGAAGAGGAGUUCGACGAGAACUACGAGCCGACGCAGGAAGACAUCCUCGAGUACGCUCAAUGGCUGGGGAUGGAAUUACCGGAGGAGGAGGAGCUGUUGUGGGUGGCGCGGCAGGGGCUCAAGGCGCCGCUGCCGCCCAACUGGAAGCCAUGUCGCACGGACGACGAUGAGAUCUACUACUUCAACUUCCAGACGGGCGAGAGCGUGUGGGACCCCCUGCGACGACCACUACAG
Molecule: messenger RNA, 258 nt
Organism: Closterium sp. Yama58-4
Lineage: Eukaryota; Viridiplantae; Streptophyta; Zygnematophyceae; Desmidiales; Closteriaceae
Source: the annotation of a GenBank genome assembly